Molecule: messenger RNA, 1030 nt
Organism: Rhodamnia argentea
Lineage: Eukaryota; Viridiplantae; Streptophyta; Magnoliopsida; Myrtales; Myrtaceae
Exons: 3
Coding region: 84-653 (189 amino acids)
Source: RefSeq, a predicted model, not a curated record
CUUUCUAUCUCUCCCUCUCUCUGAUUCUUGAGCUUCUUCCGGUUCACAAAGACUGACUCGACCCAUCUUUCGCUGCUUCUGCAAUGGCCACCGACGAACAUCACUCGCCCACGACGACUACGACGGCGGUGAUGACCGCGAGCUCGACAGGGCCGAAGAGGGAGAGACCCACAGAGAGCAGGUUGUUUGGCAAGAGUACCUACAAGUUCUGGGUCUUAGCUGCCAUCCUCCUGCUCGCGUUCUGGUCGAUGCUCACCGGCUCCGUCACUCUCAAGUGGUCGGCCGGCAACCUCGCCAGAUUCUCCUCCGACUUGCUCGAUUCGCCUUCCUACGAAGAUCUCGACAUCUUGGAAGUGGAGCAGAGAGAGAAGGUAGUGCGGCACAUGUGGGAUGUGUACACGCAGAGCAAGAGCAGUAGAUUGCCCAAGUUCUGGCAGGAGGCCUUUCAGGCUGGUUAUGAGUUCUUGACGAGUGAUGUGCCGGGCGUUCGCGACGUCGCCGUUUCUGAGAUCGCGAAGAUGUCCCUUCGCUCAUUCACUUCCUCCGACCCUCUCGCUGCUCAUUCUCAUUCUGUGAAUGACGACAACCAAAGAGAGGCUUCUGCGAUAAUACUCAAAGCUGGCCAGGGCACUCAUGUUGCAAGGAUACUAUAGUUAGAAUCUCUCUUCUGCACGAUGCACCUCACUGGAAUGCCAGUUAGCUGCUUCUGGUUUUUACUGAAGACGGAGAUGAUUACACACAUAAAAUCCGUCAUUUGUAGGCAAAUAAUCCACGUGGAAUACCCUACUCCUAUAUCGGAAUCCCGUGUUCUUGUGCUGUACUUCUGUUCUUCAAGUUGGUAGGCAAUUACAUCGAGCUUUGUAUGAGCUUAUGCUGUUGCUAAAAAGCCCAUGAAGAUAUGGGUUUGAGUUUACAUUACAUGUAUGUACGAGCGAUUCUCUUAUGAGUUUCGUCCGGAGAUCAGAUGCAAUAGAUACUUAUGUUUAGUCCAUCGGAGUAAAAAGCAGAUCAAUCUUCAGAGCGUAAUGAA